AUGCUUGGCUCUGUGCCUCCUCCUUUCUCGUCUUCCCGUCCUUCCUCGCCGUCUUCGUCCUCUUCGUCCUCUUCAUCUUCCUCUUCCGCCCUAGUUCCUGGCGCGUCUUCGGCUCCAGCGUCCUCCUGUCUGUCUGAUUCUCUCGCUCGGACGUCUCACUCUUCUCUUUCACCGACGUGUUCAGCUUCAGAAGUUUUCUCUCACAUCGAACUGACUGAAGACACAGUUCGCCUGGAGUUCCGGCACACAGGUCACCCGCUCUACCAGCUUUUGACCAACCUCAAGAUUUUGACGGAGGGCCGAGACUUUCCUCUGGAACUUCUUUUGAACGCCUUUGAGAAGGCGCGAAGCAGCGAAGACGCUGCAGAGGCAGAAAAAGGCGAGGCCGACACGGAGCGGGACGAGGACGCUCUGUGGCACGCGUCAGAUCAACAGCUCUUCUGGCUUCGGUCGAGGUCUCGGGCAGGGCGAGCCCAAAGCGACGCGGGGCCGGAAGUCGCCUCACAGGAUGAGGCGCGGCUCUCUGUGCCGGCCUCUGCUUCUUCUCGCGGUUCUCCCUCGCCGUCGCCGCACCGGCCUUUCGUAUUCGACAUGGCAAGUCGUGCAGAGAGCGGCGACGCGGAAGCGAGAGAGAAAGAAAGGAGAGAAGAGGAAAACGCGUGGUGGGCGGGACGGGCCAUCGUUUGUGACGUGCUCAACUCCACGUCUUGCGGAGGCGGCGCGACGGUGAUUCUGGACCGGGCACUCUUCACAGCGCGUGUGAUGAAGAUCAAGGCGGCGCUGGCUGAACAGAAGCGGAAGGCGGAAGAGCAAGAAGAAGCGGGAAAGGAGCAACGCGGGGAGGCAGAGACAACGGAGGUGGCGACAGAGAGACCGGAGACGCCGACGCCCUGA
Messenger RNA from Neospora caninum, 894 nucleotides. RefSeq lists its product as hypothetical. The transcript has a single exon. The record is from RefSeq and is a predicted model, not a curated record. Bases 1 to 894 code for a protein of 297 amino acids. Lineage: Eukaryota; Apicomplexa; Conoidasida; Eucoccidiorida; Sarcocystidae.